AUGUUCAAAAGUCCAAGUAAAUCAAAAAAUAAGCAACCUCUGCAGCAACAGAGUCAGCAACUUCCCCAGACGCAACCAAACUAUAGGCAACAUCAAUCAAGAUCCUCCAUUGAUCAAACUAGACAACAACCAUAUAUAAAUACCACCUCAGAUCGUAAUGCAUCUUCGUAUUCCACAAACCAAGGAUCUGCUUCUCCAUUAAGACAUUCUUUCAAUUUAAUGGAUCAAAGUAAUUAUUCAAAUAAUUCAAGACCAUUGUCCCCAAGUCAAAAUAGUCAACAUUCCAAUUCUGAACAACAAAGAAAACAAACAACUGAUAAAAUAAUAUAUGAUUGUUAUUCAAAAAGAAGUGCAAAUGGUGCUCCUGAAAUUUCGUAUAUUGCACACAUUGGAAUCCAAGAAUUUUCACAUUUUCCAAGUCAACAACCUCCACCGAGUUCAGAUCCUGGACCAAUCAAAAAAAGAAUUUUAGUAUUAUGUAAAAAACAAUCAGGAAGAUUACAAUUACAAAAAGGUAAAUAUGCAGAUGAAAAAAAUGUUUUUCAAAUUGGAAGAACUUGGGAUUUGACUGAAUUACUGGCUAUUACAAGAAGUGGCUUUGAUGGGUUUACAUUAUCUUUGAAUAAAGAUUAUUAUUGGAAAUGUGAUGAAGAUGAUUCAAGGAUUUGGAAAUUUGUUCGUUAUUUAUGUCAAUCAUACGGUGAAGCUAAUGGAAGAUAUCCAAUUUUGAAUGGUUAUAAAUUAGAUGAUUUGAUGUUAACAGCAACACCAAAAAUGUCACCAGCUCAAGCAUCUUCACCAACUUUCAAUUCAUUUGCUCAACUGCCAACAAGACAGCAAAUUCAACAACAACCACUACAACAGCAGCCACCUUUAUCCUCACCAGAUAAGAAGAAAUCACUAAAACAAAAGUUGACAAAACCAUCAAUUUUUUCACAUGAUAAAUCACAUAACAAAGAUGUAUCACCAACUCCAGCUUCAGUUGCGUCAUCUUCAGCAUCAACUCAUUCCCAUAAAAAAUCACUCAGUGGAAGUAAGAUUUAUAAAGAUAUGGAUUUUACUUCAAACGGUCAAUUACCACAAAAGCCUAUGCGAGUUAUUCAAAGAGACGCAAGUAUAACUACUUCUUCACCUUCAAUUCAUUCAUCAAUACAUCAAGAUCACCAAUCAUUUAACUCUCAUCAAUCGAAGGAACAAUCAAAACAUGAAUCUUCUCAAAGUGCGAAAUCUGUGCCGAUUAGUCAAAAUGAUGCAUAUUCUCAAAGACAAAGAGAUAGUGGAAGUAAUAAAACUCCAGAACCACAAAGAUCAGAAUUUACUAAUAACUUACCUACUAAAGAAAAAUCACAACAUCCAUAUCAAGUAAGAUCGAUGAUACCAGAUGAUCAACGAAGUGUAAAUAGUGAUGCAAAUAGUUUUGUUUUUGGUUCAAGUGAUCUAAGCAACAAAGAAAAAGAUUCUAAGUUUCAACCCAUGAAACCACUUGAGGAAAAUAAAUCUAGUUUCAAUCAUAAACAUCAGAAUCUGACAACAUCCCAACGUUCAGGAGAAGAAAUUAUUCAAGAAUUUAGUCAAUCAAUUCCUUCUCAACAACAACAACCUAAAAAACCUAAAAUGGCAGCUUCUGCAUUUUCACCAGAUUUUGGUAUUGAGGAAAUUACUGAUGAAAGUGAUAAUGAAACAAAACCUGGAAAAGGGAAUUUUAUCAAGAAAAAUUCUAAUCCUUCAUCAAUUAAAAAUAAAUCAACGUCUCAAACUGAUAUUGCUGCAAAGACUCAUUCACGCCAAUCUUCUGAAGUAGGAAUCAACAAAAAUCCAUAUGCUAAUAACAAUAAUUAUGAUGUUGAAAUUACAAAAAAUCCAUAUGCUUCAAAUAUAAAUGAAACUUCACGUCGACCUUCUGAAUUUGAUAACAAAAACCCAUAUACUAAAUCUGCGUUUGGUGAGGAAAAAGGAUUAGGAAUACAAUCUGCAAAUUCAUCAGCAUUCAUUGAGGAAUCUACAAAAAUUCAAUUACCAAUGCAGGAAUUAAACGAUAUGAUUGAUAAUCAUAUAGCAAGUGGAUCAAAAAAAGAUGAAUCAUUUGAUUUUGAUGAUAAUUUUGUUGAUUUAAAUGAAGUGGAAUCUCCUCAAUUACGUACAAAAUCAACAACUUCAAUUAAUCGCGAGAUAAAACCUAGUAUUUCAAAGGUACCUUCCAUAUCAUCUAAAGCAGUGGUUGAUAAUUCAUCCACUAAUUUUGAAAAUGAACCUGAAUUAAAAAUUUCAAGAAAAAAACUGACACAACCAUCAUCAUCAAUCCCAAAACUUCCAACUUCGGCACCAACAUUAUCAAAUUUUGAAAAAGAUUUUGAAACUGAAGAAAUGUUUAAAGAAAUUGGUUGGAACCCCAAAAUGAAUGCUAAUUCUUUAUUGAAAAACCUAAAUAAAGAAUUAAAUAAAACAAAACAAGAAACUGUUAAGAAAUUAGUAAAUAUUGAUUUAACUACAACAUCAGCAAAUGAUACUGUUAUUGCUUCAAAUGAAAUUUUAAAUAUGUUACAUAUUUUUCAAAAAAUGGAUAUUGGGUUUAAAAUGUUAAAUAAUAAUGUUCAAAUAAUUGACAAAGAUUCAAAGGGAUUACAAACAAAAUAUUUAAAUAAAAAAUUAUUAUAUAAUGAUUUACAAAGUAUAUUAUCAAAAAUUUCAAUUGAUAACAAAGAUUUAAAUGAUAUAAGUGAAUUCAAAAACUUUGAUCAUAUAAGUUUAAUUGGAAAUUUAGAAAUAAAAUUAUCUCAUUUAUAUAAUGCUAUUGUUACAAUUAGAUCUGAUUCUCAUUCUAAUAAUAAUGAAGAUUUAAGUUCAUUAAAAGCUUUACAACAAUACAAAUUAAAAUAUGAAAAUGUUAAUCAAAAAUUUGUACAAAAUUUUACAACAUUUAUAAUUAAUAAAAUUACUCAAAUUGGGAAAAAUUUGAUGAAUAAUUUAGAUCAAUUUAGUCUGAAUAUAAUUUAUAAAUCAUUGGUUCAAUUGCUAGUUUAUAGUGGGUUAACUUAUUAUAUUAAAGAAAUUGGCUGGACUCAAUUUAAUGAGAUUAAACAACAUUUCAAUCAAACUUUCGCAUCAGUCUUAAUUAGAAUGUUAUUUACAAAGGUACAAAAUAUAAAAAUGGCACAAAAAUCACAUUCUUAUAGUAGUGGAAGUAAUUUAAACUCAGAAAUAGAUGAAUUACCAACAACUCCAUUACAAUCAAGUGGAAGUCAAUUUAAUAAAUCUUCAAGUAGACGUAGAUCAGAUAGGACUUCAAUGUCACCUGGAUUAUCUAAUUCAUUAGAUGAUUUAUAUGAUGAAGAUGGUUUAGAUGAUGAUUUUGCACCAUUAAGAAAAUCAAGAGGUUCAAGAUAUUCAAGAAAAGGAAGUUCUAGAUAUGGAGGUGCGAAUAGUAGUAGUAGUGGUACUUUUACAUCAGAAAGAGAAGAUGAUUUAAAAAGAAAACAAAAUAUAGAAUCUAUAAAAAGACAUAUAUUAUCAAGAGGUUCUAAUAAUGAAGAUGAAUUGGAAGAUUCUAAGUCAAUUAUAGGAUUAAUUGAAGAAUCGAAAACCAUAAUUAUGGUUUUACAAUAUUUUUUUGCUUUAUUUUUCCAUUAUGAUGUAAAUUCAUUAGAUUUUAUUGAAUUCUUACAUCAAAGUCCAUUUACAAAAAGAGAUGAAUAUGCAAGUAAAUCUAAUCCAAUAACAAUUAAUGAAUUUAUUGAUGAUAAAAAUGUUAAUUAUAAUGUGUCACAGGAGGUGUUAGAAAAUUUAAAUUUUGUAUUUGGAAAAUUUAUAUUUGAAUUUUUAAAAAUCGUUACACCAAUAGAUUUAAAUUUACCAUUAAUAUUAUUAAAUUUAGAAGAUUCAAUAAAUCAUGUUCAAAAUAAUUUUAUAAAUCAAGAAUUUUUAAUUUAUAAUUUUUUAAAUAAAAUUAAUGAAAAAUAUCAAACUCAAUGGUUUAAAUUUAUAUCAAUUCAAGUUGAUGCAAUAAAUAAUUCAAUAAUUAUCCCCAAUAGUGGAAUUUUACCACUGAUAAAAAAUAUUAAUUAUUUGAUUUUAAUUACUGAAAGUUCAAUUGAUAAUCGUGAUAUUAAGGGAACCAAAAUUAGAGAAAUUAUAGAUAAAUCAUAUGAUAAAAUAUCAAAUUCAUUAAUUCAAUUAUUUAAUAGAAUUGAUCCAUUAACUUCAAAAUCUUCAAUAGAUCAACAAGAUUUACAAAUUAAAAAUGUUUCAAUUUUAGAAAAUAUAUUUGUUAUAUUACAACAAAUAAAUGAAAUAAAUUCAUAUAAUCAAGCAACAAAUAAAUUAAUUGAAAAAUUAACUUCCAUAUUUAAUAAAAUUGAAUCUCAAUAUUUUCAAAAAUUAAUUCAAAAAAAUUUUGGUCCAUUAAUUGAAUUUAUAAAUAAUGAAGGUGAUAACAACAAAAGACAACAAAAAUCAAAUCAUCAUAUUCAUAGACCACAUUUUAAUCAUCAAAAAUCAAGUACAAAAUUACUUUUACAAAAUUAUUCAGAAUCAGAAAUUUCAUUAAAAAUUGAAAAUUUACAUAAUAAAAUUUCAAAACAAUUUAAAAAAUCUUAUGAAAAUAAUAGCAAAGGUAUUAGUGGUAAUGAUAAUUUAUUUACAAGAGAUUUAAUUGAUAAAAUUUGGAUUGAUUUAGAAAAUUUAUUUAUUGAUUAUUUUACAAAAUUAUCUAAAAUUUUAAGAUCUGAUAUUGAAAAAGAUUAUAAUUAUAGUGUUGGUAGACAAGAUAUUCAUCAUAUUUUUAAAUCAAUCCGUGGUUAA
Lodderomyces pseudojiufengensis is the source of this 4797-nucleotide messenger RNA. RefSeq names its product GTP-Rho binding exocyst subunit (gene SEC3). NCBI's taxonomy places the organism in Eukaryota, Fungi, Ascomycota, Pichiomycetes, Serinales, Debaryomycetaceae. Gene Ontology annotation, cellular component: exocyst. The transcript has a single exon. Gene Ontology annotation, biological process: exocytosis. The record is from RefSeq and is a predicted model, not a curated record. The coding region runs from base 1 to 4797 and encodes 1598 amino acids.